This is a messenger RNA of Oikopleura dioica, 1350 nucleotides long. The record is from the annotation of a GenBank genome assembly. Lineage: Eukaryota; Metazoa; Chordata; Appendicularia; Copelata; Oikopleuridae.
AUGACGCUUGAUUUUCAAAGACCUUGGCUUUCCAAUGGCCCUGUAAAGAAACAGACAGUAGAUCAAAUUCUCCAGUCAAAUGGACCGCGAUCUCCAACCGGUAGCUCUUCUGGAUCCACAGGUUCGUUGGGAACUGGAUCUCACGAAUACGAAUACAGGGACAGACUCAGAACCUGGCUCGAAAAAAUGAUCGAUGGCGGCGAUGUUCCAGGACUGACUUGGCUGAACGAAGAUAGGACGAUAUUUCGAAUGCCGUGGAAGCAUGCUGGAAGACAGGAUUACAACCUCGAAGAUUCUAAGAUCUUCAUGGAGUGGGCGAAGCAUUCGGGGCGGUACAGAGAAGGAGUCGAUAAGCCCGAGCCCAUCGUUUGGAAAACUCGUCUUCGCUGCGCUCUCAAUAAAAUGCCUGACAUUCGCGAAUUACCCGACCUGUCGCGGCUGGACAUUUCUGACCCGUACCGUGUAUAUGAGCUGCUCCCCGCAGUCCACAAAGGCUCCGAAGACAAGAUUCGCCGCCGAGUCUACAAAAGAGAGCGACUUUCUGAAACUUUCGACCCUUCCGAAUCUCUUCCAAAACAAUCGAGAAUCCACACGGCGCAGAAAACACCCGCUCAUGGCCUGAUCAUGCCGACCUUUUACACCAGCGAGCCGGAAAGAGCAGGAACUGGCAGUCAAAAACGACUGGAAAGAACGGGUUCGGUCGGACAAGGCUCCAACGAGUCUGAUUCUGCCGAAUCGACGGAGAUCAAGUUUUCCAAAAACUUGAGCAUCGAGCGAAUUUUACCGACGACUCCACAUCUUCCACAAGCUCUUUUAUCGACUUCCACACAACAUCAAGCGAUGCUGACAUCAAAUUGGCUGGCCGCAUUAAUCCACUGCUCGCCGGCGAUCCGCGCCGACCCGCAUCUCUACAAUUCCCUCUGUACCAUCGCGGCACAGGCAGCGUCUUCUGAAAACUUGCUGCAUCUUCAAAACCAACAAAUUCGACGACUCGAAACGGAGAAAUCGUUUUGGAACGACACGAGACUCAAUUUGGAGGGAAAAAUUUCGAUUCUUGAAGAUUUGAACAGAAAAAAAGACGAAGAACUUUGCAGAUUUGGGACACUCCUUUCAGCUUCUCGAAACUCUUCAAACGAAGGCAAAAAUCAACAAUCAGAAGAAAAUCAGGAGACAACAAGGAAGACCCCCUCUUCAAACUCCUCCGAAAAGUCGGAAAGUCUCCAAAAUCCAUCUUCUCCGGAAAUCUACGCCCCCAAGAUUUUGCAAAUGGCGAGUCCAUCGUCCGAUUCCGGCCACUCCGAAUCGGAAAUCGCCCAUUCCUAUUCCGAAGAAAUCGACAUCACGUGUUAA